AUGGUUGAACGGCUCCCUGAUGAGCCACCCGACUGGGGGCAUACAAAGCCUGAAGAUCAGAAAAAGCAUCAUGACUAUGCCAUGGCAGUGGUACAGGGAAUGAAACGCUGUAUUCGGAAAACCCCAAAUUGGGCCAAAUUGUAUAAUGUUAGACAGGAAAAGAACGAGAAUCCAGCCGCUUUUUAUGAGCGCCUGUGCGACACCUGUAGGAGGUAUACCGACCUCAAUCCAGAGGAUGACAAUGGAAAGUGGGUGUUAACCCCCCCCUUCAUUGGACAGUCCUAUGAGGAUAUCAGGAGGAGGUUGCAAAAGCUAGAUGGGGCAUCGGGCAAAAACAUAGAGGAACUUCUGGGGAUUGCGAUGAAAGUUUACGAUCGCAGGGACGAUAAAGAGCAGAAGAAAGGGGCUCGCGUGCUGGCGAUGGCCCUGAGAGAGGGAAGAGAGGAAAAGGGGGGCAAGGCAAAAGGACGACCAGGGUCAUUAGAACACCAAGGGGUUAACGAGGCUUACCUGCCGGGAAUCAACGCCAGAGUCUGGGCCGAGGAGGGAGGCCAUGCCCGAGCCAGAAACGCCUCACCGAUACACAUCACCCUUAAGGAAGGGAGUUGCCCAGUCCGAAUUCGACAGUAUCCCCUCAAGCUGACCACUCGAAUUGGGUUAAAACCUCUGAUUCAAAAGUUUGUACAAUGCGGGUGGCUAAGGGAAGGCACUUCCCCGUAUAAUACCCCGAUAAUGGGAGUGCCUAAACCUAAUGGGCAAUACCGACUAGUGCAGGAUUUACGGCAGGUUAAUAAGCUCAUAGAAGCGCCCUACCCCGUUGUCCCGAACCCCCAUACGAUUCUAGGGCAAAUACCGAGAAACCAUGGUUGGUUCUCCGUAAUAGAUUUAAAAAAUGCUUUCUUUUCUAUUCCCCUUGAUCAGGAAUCUCAAAAGCUGUUUGCCUUUGAGUGGGAGGAUCCCGAUACCCACUACAAAGCCCAAUACCUCUGGACGGUUGUUCCGCAGGGUCUUACCUGUGCGCCUGAAAUUUUUGGUAGCCAGCUACGGAGGGACCUCGCUCCCUUCCUAGCUCGUCACCCUGCGUGCAACAUAGUCCAGUACUGCAAUGAUUUACUUUUAAGUACUGAGACGGAACAGACUUGUAAAGAACAAACUGUAGAACUCCUUAACUUCCUAGGGGCGCAGGGAUACAAAGCCUCUAGAGAAAAAGCACAAUUAGUUAGACAGCAGGUUACUUUUCUAGGCUACCACCUUAGUCAGGGAAGUCGUAGUUUGAGUAACGAUAGAAUCCAAGCUAUACUCGACAGCCCUCAGCCCCAGAAUCCUAGAGAAUUAAAAGCUUUCCUGGGACUGACCGGCUUUUGCCGACUCUGGAUCCCUGACUAUGGGGGAAAGGCCAGACCACUCUAUGAGGCCCUUACUAAAGAAGGUUUGUUGCAUUGGAGGUGGACUAAGGAAAAAGAAAAAGCAUUUCAAGAGCUUAAAAAGGCCUUGGUUCAACCUCCUGCUCUGGCUCUCCCAGAUCCACGGAAGCCAUUCACCCUAUAUGUCCACGAAAGAGCCGGGGUAGCAUCUGGAGUCCUCUGCCAAAAGUCAGGACCGACCUGGAGACCCAUCGGUUAUUAUUCCAGAGUCUUAGACCCAGUUGCUAGGGGCUGGCCAGCCUGCUUGCGAGCUGUUGCAGCAACCGCUCUUCUUGUACAGGAAGCCGAAAAGUUAACCCUGGGUGGAGACACUGAGGUGGUGGUACCUCACGGAGUACCCCAGAUACUAGGGACAGGGGCGGGGGACAGACACCUGAACCCCAGUCGGCACACUAAAUAUGAGCGCACAAACCAAAAAGGAUCUGGCCCCCCUGUCCCAAUGGGAGGCCAACCCUGGGCUGCCUACCCCUUCCAAAGGUGGCAAGUGGACUUCGCUGAAGUACCUCCUUGCCGAGGCUACAAAUACUUGCUUGUUUUUGUAGACCAACUCACUGGGUGGGUGGAGUGUUUCCCCACCCGACAUUGCCAGGCUCGGGCGGUUACCAAGGCCCUGAUACACGAAAUACUUCCCAGGUUCCACCUCCCCGAGGUAAUUGAGUCAGACCGGGGAAGUCAUUUCAUCUCCCAAGUGGUUCAACAGGUAGCACAGGCCCUCGGUAUCCAGUGGAAAUUGCAUACGCCCUGGAGGCCACAAAGUUCAGGUCAGGUAGAAAGGAUGAACAGGACCCUCAAGGAUACUCUUACAAAACUCUGCAUGGAGUCCGGUUUAAAGUGGCCUGAUGCCCUACCGCUUGCUCUUACCCGCAUUCGAAGGGCCCCCCCGCAAGGUCUGAGACUUUCGCCCUUUGAAUUGGUUUUCGGGUUCCCUCCCCGAGUACUCAUCCCCGGGUUUCGGGAGGAUGUAAACUGGGAGGUAGGGAACGACUCCUUGUGGAAACAGGUCUCUGCGCUGCAAUCUGUCUUGUUUCAGCUACACCAAUACGCAGCGCCCUUCCAGGCUCUUCCCUUGGAUCGACCUGUGCAUUCGUUCCAGAUCGGUGACCAGGUCCUUAUUAAGAAGUGGAAGCGUGAUCCUCUCACAUCACGGUGGGAAGGCCCAUAUACUGUUUCACUCAUCAGCCAAGCCGCCGUUAAGGUUCUUGGGAACGACAAGUGGACCCACUGCACGCAAGUUAAACGAUUCGCAAGCUCGGAUCCAGAGGACGACUCAACCGAAGAGGACAACAGCCCUCUGCUCGCCCCGGCUCCGGACGCCCGGGGUGACACAGGUGAAGACUCCAACUGGGAGUAUCAAGGACUGGAGGGCCUAAAGGGACUUUUCAAAAGAAGGAAACAAUGA
Molecule: messenger RNA, 2823 nt
Organism: Mauremys mutica (yellowpond turtle)
Lineage: Eukaryota; Metazoa; Chordata; Testudines; Geoemydidae
Biological process (GO): virion assembly; DNA integration
Molecular function (GO): nucleic acid binding
Source: RefSeq, a predicted model, not a curated record